This is a messenger RNA of Colossoma macropomum (tambaqui), 1444 nucleotides long. Its product is annotated as DLA class II histocompatibility antigen, DR-1 beta chain-like. Gene Ontology annotation, cellular component: MHC class II protein complex; membrane. Lineage: Eukaryota; Metazoa; Chordata; Actinopteri; Characiformes; Serrasalmidae. Gene Ontology annotation, molecular function: MHC class II protein complex binding. The record is from RefSeq and is a predicted model, not a curated record. The coding region runs from base 23 to 751 and encodes 242 amino acids. Gene Ontology annotation, biological process: peptide antigen assembly with MHC class II protein complex; immunoglobulin production involved in immunoglobulin-mediated immune response; immune response. The transcript has 6 exons.
UGUUGUUGGACGUCGAGACAAGAUGAUCCUGAUUCUGCAGCUGCUGUUCGCUCUGAGUCUGUGUUUGAGAGCAGAUGGAUAUGAUUACUACAGAGUAGUAGACUGUAUCACCAGUUCACCAGAUCUGACAGAUGCGGAAUACAUUGAUACCUACUAUUUUAAUAAGAGUCCAUAUUUACGGUUUAACAGCACUGUGGGGAAGUUUGUAGGGUUCACUGAGCUCGGAGUGAAGAAUGCAGAGCGCUUUAACAAGGGACCUGUAGUAGUGCAGGAGAGAGGCGAGCUGGAGAGAUACUGCAAACACAAUCUACCAACAGACUUCACUAACAUUCUGGAGAAAACAGUGAGACCGAAAAUCCGCCUCAGGUCAGAAAAGCAUGCCAGUGAGGGUCACCCAGCCAUGCUGAUGUGCAGCGCGUAUGGCUUCUACCCCCCAGCCAUCGAUGUGUACUGGCUGAAAGACGGUAAAAUGGUGACCGGUGAUGUGGUGUCCACUGAGGAGAUGCGUAAUGGAAACUGGUACUACCAGAUCCACUCCCAUCUGGAGUACACGCCCACAUCUGGAGAGAAGAUCUCCUGUGUGGUGGAGCACGCCAGCUCCAAGGAGCCCCUCAUCUACAACUGGGGAGGUUCUUUUACUGAUUCUGAUAGGGACAAGAUUAUUAUCGGAGCUUCAGGGUUUGUGUUGGGGAUCAUCCUGUCCACUGCUGGAUUCCUCUACUACAAGAAGAAAUCUCCAGAGUUCGUGUGAAGUUCACUGCUGGUUCUUCUGAUGAUAUAGAGGAGUCAUCUUUAAUGUCAGGUGGUGAAGCACUGAAGUCUUUAAUCAGCUUUAAUCACCUGCAUUAUGUUUACAGAAUUCAUGUUAGAUAUCUGUUUCAUUUUUAAGAAUCCUUUACAAAACUGAACAUCAAAGUUUGCUUAAGCGUGAGCUGAUAUUUUGCUUUGUGGAAGUUUUAUAGUUAGAUUGAUAAUGAGAGAAAUGUGUUAGAUCUGGGUCAAUAGAUUUAUUUCUGAACUUGUACUGUGAUGGUUAAAUGUUUAUGUACAUUAAUUGUUUUAGAUGAAAGCUGUUAGAUCGUUAAUGUCUUUUUUAAGAAAUAUAGUAUCAAUAAUUUAGGAAAUUACAUUUCUUAUUCAGGUUUAGACAAAAAUCACAGGAAAAUGCAAGCACACAUACAUCACUACACCAACCGAGAAACAUAGGUACAGGUACAAAGGUCCAGGGUGGGUCAUCCAGGAUACCUCUUUAUAAGGCUAAGAGCCAGUGUAUUAGCAGUCCCUGUCAUUUCAGUAGCAGGUUUAGCUUUAUUAUCAUUACAGCCGUCUGCUUUUUAGAGAUGUUGUGAUCAGUAUGGAUAACAUUAUUGAAUUGGCUGCAAAUUGACUAUUGAUUUUGUACGUGUUCUGUUGCAAUUAAUAAACAUAUUUUAUAACAAUUUUA